AUGAGAGGACUCGAGAGGCUCGCGAGCUGACUCUGCAGUUUUUCGGCGCCAGUGAAGACGAAUUUGCAGUCGUCUUCACUUCGGGAGCGACAGCAGCAAUAAAACUAGUGGGAGAAGACUUCCCUUUCUCUGCUUCUUCUCGGUUUUAUUAUCUCCGUAUUAACCACAACUCCGUCCUCGGUGUCAGGGAGUUUGCGUUUGCAGCUGGCGUGAAGUCGGUGCGCGCGUUGUCCGCUAGAGAAGUAGAAGAGAGGCUUCGCGAGAGGGAGAGACAACUGCAGCAGCAGCAGCAGCAGGCAGAAGCCCCUGCAGCAACCAACACCGACGCCUUCUGUCUUUUUGGGUUUCCUCUCAAGGACAACUUCAAUGGCACCUCCUUCCCCCUCUCCUGGAUAGAAAGAAUACACAAGGUCGGCCUUUCCAGCGACUGCCGCUGGCUGGUCCUCCUCGACGCCGCCGCUGCUGCGCCGACUUCGCGCAUUCAGCUCUCAGGAGCGAGGGGCCCUGAGGGGGCCCCCGACUUUUUGGCGUUAUCUUUUUAUAAAAUGUUUGGAUAUCCCACGGGUUUAGGCGCGCUCAUCCUCAAGCGCAGCGCAGCGGACGUGCUGAAGAAGGUGUACUGGGGUGGAGGCAGCGUCUCGGGGUCUCUCUGCGACGCGCGCUGGCAGAAGCCAAAGACAGACCUUUCGGCUCGCCUUGAAGACGGGACGGUGAAUUUCCUCUCCAUCGCCGCCAUCAAGUAUGGAUUCGCUGCUCUGCAGGCAAGAAAACAGUCAGGCGCACUGCUUCAAUCCUAUGGCGCACAGCAACAGCAGGCGGACUGCGUGCAUGAUUGCUUGUGCGUUGCAAUUGGAAUGGAGCGCAUAGAGAGGCAUGUAGCGGCACUCACGCGCCACCUCUACCGCUCCCUAAAGGCUCUACGACACCGCAACGGAGCUAACUUCGCGCUGCUCUACUGGGCACGAUCUGAGGAACCCUCAGGAGGAAUCGUCAAUUUCAACUUGCUCAAGCCCGAUGGCUCAUUCAUUCCGUUCAGCGAGGAUUUCCUCGGACUAACAGGCGCAGACAUCGUCAAUGCAACCCGCGCAAGAGAAAGCUGUUCAGACCCCAGUGGUGCCUUGAUUCGCCCAACUCCACAACUUGACUGGAUCGGAAAUGGGCCACGAAUGCAUUCAAAGGCAGUCGGGUCCGUGCGAGUCUCUCUGGGAUAUUUGAGCACGUUUGCUGACGUAGAUAGUUUAGUUGAAUUCCUAAUGCAGGCUUUCCUUUGGCAAUGA
Eimeria acervulina is the source of this 1277-nucleotide messenger RNA. RefSeq names its product molybdopterin cofactor sulfurase, putative. The transcript is spliced from 8 exons. The record is from RefSeq and is a predicted model, not a curated record. NCBI's taxonomy places the organism in Eukaryota, Apicomplexa, Conoidasida, Eucoccidiorida, Eimeriidae. The annotation marks the transcript as partial.